AUGCAGAAACAUCCAGCCCACCUGGUGCACAUAAAAGCUGACUGCAAGCAAGCGACAGAGGCAACACGCCUCUCUACUCCGCACCUUGCACCUCUCAAAACCGUCAUGAACUCCCAGCAGACGCUCAACGCCUAUGCACCAAGCCAGCAGAGGAGACCGCUUGGAGCCGUCGACACCUCUCGCCUCCACCCCCCCGCGCCAAACCUGUCGAAGGGUCAUGAGCAAAGUCCAACGCGUGGAUACGGUGGGUACGCCAGCCUUGGAGGGAGCCCCUACCCUGGCGCAGGGCAGGGUUAUAUGGGCCUGUCGGUGCCAGAUCCAAGCCAUCUGAUGGGCGAGGAGCUGCGUCGGCUUGGGCUCGCUGUUGAAGAGCAAGCGAGUUCUAUUAACCAGCUUGAUCAGAGCCAGCAGCAGCAAUCACAGGUGCUGCAGGCGCUCACCGAUACUGUUGCUAGGCUUGAGAAAGAGAUGGAGGAGGAGAAGGCACGCGCUGUUGCAGCAAAAGGAGGGUCUGCCCGCGCGCAUGCAAACGGCCACCCCGACGUCAAGAAACACGUCCACCAGAUGUAUGUCCGCCUAUGCGACAUCAACGUUGAGGGCCGCUACGCCAUUUCGGAUGCACUGGGUGCUAUCCAGCCCUUGUCUAAUGGGGAGGCCUUUGAAACCGCUCCAGGCCCAGGUACCGACACAAAGAAAGUUUGGAAGCCGGACUGGAGGGCUGGCCUUCGAAACCCUGUUAAUGCCCUGUUCAUUAAAGAGGUUGCUGAAUGUGUGUACCAGGACGAACAGGACCGCCGAGGCCAAGACAAGAGCAAGGCCGCCAAGAUCCCUAAUGAAAGUUUUGAUCGCGACAUAAUCACCACGGUGGUAAAGACGUACUUCGGCAACUUCACCAGGCGCGCACAGCAAGAUGAUGAUGAUGCCAGGGCUGCCCGAGCUCGCGAUGCCAACAGGGAUAACCGCCGGUUCCAGCGUGCCAAGACGCUGGCGAGAACGCGUCGCGCUGCUGCUGAGCCCUAUGAGUCUGUCUACCCAGGCAUUGUUGGCACGAUCCACACCGACUUCUGUACCGAUCAGGAGACGUGCAGUGAGGGUGAUAUGACUGACCAUAUGCUGCAGGCUUCGCAGUUGAGACAAGGUGCUUACCCCAGCUGCCAGUACACCACCCUCAUGCGCUGGUUGUCCCUGGUGUCAGCAGCAGGAAACAACGAGGGGGGUGAACGCCCGCAAAAGAGACGCAAAACAACUGGCAGGGGCAACCGCAAUGCGUGGGAUGCAGCCCCUAACACCAUGAGAAUGCAGCCGCCAAGCACGGGGAAGGGCGUACCUUUCUAUGAUAUGGUUGAUACCAACUGGCUUGCUAGGCAGGUGGAGCGUCCGAAGAUGGUGGACGCAAGGCUCAAGUGGCUGCAGAGUUUCCACACUGAUAAGAAGGACGAGCUGAAGGAGAAGGACAGGUUGUUUAUUGAGGAGGCGGAGGAAUGGAAGAAGGAAAACUGGGAACUAUGUGACGGUGAAGUUUCUGGGGAGGUGAUGGUGGCCAGCACCUUGCCCAACGUCGAAUGA
This is a messenger RNA of Coniophora puteana RWD-64-598 SS2, 1566 nucleotides long. RefSeq lists its product as uncharacterized. NCBI's taxonomy places the organism in Eukaryota, Fungi, Basidiomycota, Agaricomycetes, Boletales, Coniophoraceae. The transcript is spliced from 6 exons. The coding region runs from base 1 to 1566 and encodes 521 amino acids. The record is from RefSeq and is a predicted model, not a curated record.